Molecule: messenger RNA, 3897 nt
Organism: Diprion similis
Lineage: Eukaryota; Metazoa; Arthropoda; Insecta; Hymenoptera; Diprionidae
Exons: 7
Coding region: 1-3897 (1298 amino acids)
Molecular function (GO): catalytic activity
Source: RefSeq, a predicted model, not a curated record
AUGAGUUUGCUACUCGUCCAAUUGCCUCGAGAACGGCUCCUGCAGUUCCAGAGUCGACAGGAGAAGUGGGAGAAACCACGACGACAGCCUCUUGGCGCUGUCACCCCUAUAACCUCUAAGAUCGCGAGGGCACGAAUAACCUCUUUCACAAAAUGCAUAAGCCGUCAAUUGAAGACUCGACGGAUGUUAAAUAUUUUUACAGGCGGCGGGGGGGUCAAACCCCCCGUUCAGAAUGUGACGAACCCGCGUACAUCGAGUAAGUCAAGGGGGACUGAAGUCGGCACAGGCCCGAUGGAUGGCCCCCGAGACGACCUCAGGGGCCGUGCUUUUGUUCCGGCACGGUACGGGGAGUCGCGCCCCCGAGAGACCCUUAGCAUCCAGGAACGUGGUAGCCCCUGCACAGGGGAAAUCCACCCUGGGUUCCGAUCGGGUGAAACCCCGGUGGCCCAUGACAGCGGCAUGGAUUUUGGGGGCCGCAAAUUGUGCAAAGACCUGGUGACAAACACUGCGACGAAGACGACUGACACGAAAACAGUAAAAGCGGACAGGACGACACUGGAACAACCACGACGAGACAGGACGGACAGCGUGUCGAGCACAGGCAGCGGAGUGAGUUGCGCUUCCGCUGCAUCCACAGUCGGCACGGAAACACGAAUCACGGACGAUAUGGACCUGACGGACAUAAUGUUUUUGAUUCACAGGACAGCGACAGGGAUGGCCGAGGCAGCGGCCAUCCAAAAAAACAUGAAUAUGUCCGUGAAACGCGGCAUAAAGACGAUCCUCGAGGCUGCCAAUGUUGCGCUGAAUAGGCGCAACAGAGCAGUCUCGACGGAAAACAAGACGGACAACGAGAUGACGGAAACGGACGCUCAGACGGAACAGCGGACGCAAAACACUCCACGGACAAAACGAAAACGGGAAGCGACUGGAACCACUCCGGAGACCUCCCAAAAGAGGCCAACGGCCGUGGAACCAGCCGCCGACUGGCAAACAGUGGCAAAAAAACAGACCAAGACGAAACGGAAGACGCGGACGGAUGGAACGAACCCGACGAUGGACACGUCAACCGGGGCUGAAGGGCGCAGAGCGGCUCCCCAGCAAUGGGGGACGGCUGUGCUCGUCAAACCCGGAAUAGACAAGACGUACUCCGACAUCGUGAGGAGGAUACGGGCCACGGUAGAUCCUGCGAAGAGUCACGUUAAAGUGACGACUCUCAGAAAGACGAAGAAUGGUCUGUGUCUUCUGAAGAUAAAGACAGACGCCAACGGACGAGACGAUAUCGGACGCGCCCUACAAGACGCGGUCGGCGACGCAGGCAACGUCAGGGCCGGGGUCUCCAGAGUACAACUGGAGAUCGUGGACCUUGACUGUGUCACGACCAGAGACGACGUGAUACAGGCACUGCGACGAGAGACGGGACCAGACGCGGACUUCGGGGUCCACAUCUUUGGUCCGAACCGAGCCGAGCAGUAUAUGGCUGUCUGCGACCUUGAAUCGCACGAAGCCAAGGCGCUGGUUGGCAAGGGACGGAUCGGGAUUGGAUGGUGCCUUGGCUACGGCCACACGAAGGCAAACUGCACGGACGAGGACCGGACCAGGUGCUGCAGAAAGGGCGGCCAGACGGGACACUUCGCGACGGACUGUAAGAACAGACCAAACUGCCCACUGUGCUCCAAGGCGGGACACGGGGAUGCGGCGCACUUUUCAGGCUCUGGAAGGAUAGUUCAGGGCAACCUGAACCGCAGUAGGACAGCAGACGUGCUACUACCACAGAUAGCGGACGAACAUGACGCCGACAUUCUGAUCCUGUGCGAGCCGUACAGGGUGCGACGAACACAGGAUUGGAUUACGAACGAGACUGAGACAGCGGCUAUCUGGGUGAGGGGCGCCGCCCGAGCCCGGACAGCCGCUCGUGGAGUAGGAGACGACUACGUCUGGGCUAGGGUGGGCGCUGUCACUUACGUCAGCGUCUACCUAACCCCAAAUUGCGCUGCGGCGGAGUUCUUGGCGAAGGUUGCGCUCCUUGAAGACGGACUCAGGGACCUGCCCGGGGACCUGCCCGGGGACCUGCCCGGGGACCUCGUGGUCGCGGGGGACUCUAACGCGAGGGCGAUCGAGUGGGGCAUGACUGAGACGAACAGACGCGGACGGCUGCUGCUGGAGAUGGCCGCAAGGCUGGACCUGGUAGUGGCAAACACGGGAAACGUACCGACGUACAGACGGCCGGGAUUUGGAGACUCCAUCCCGGACGUAACGAUGACGACGGACAGGAUGCUGCCACGGGUAGGGCGGUGGCGGGUGCUCGAGGGCUACACGGCCAGCGAUCAUCAGUACAUCGUCUUCGAAGUGGCAGGAGAGACGACGACGACACGGACAAGGAUCCAGCACCCCCCGCGGUGGAACAUAGACAAACUCGGUGCGCACAAGUUUUCGGUGGAACUGGCGAGAGCGCCGGCCCCGAUUACCGACGUUCCCCCGGAGCUGACUGGCCGGCAAAGGGCGGAAAGACUGGCAGCCGAGACGGCCAAACUGACGACACGACUGUGCAAUAGCACAAUGCCGAAACGACGGUACGGACCCGAGUUGCGGAAGAGCUGCUUGGCGAAACGAAGACGGGUGACUAGGGCUGGCGGGAGACCCGGAAGGGAAACCCGCCAGGCCGAGUACAAGACGGCACGGAAACAACUGACGGACGCCAUCAGGGACGGUAAGACGCGAUGCUGGAAGAAGCUCUGCAAGGAGGUGGACCGCGACUCCUGGGGUGCCGGUUACAAGAUUGUGACUGGUAGGCUGGGGGCCCGGAUCCUGCCAGAACUCAAGGACGCUGAAACCGCACGACGGAUCGUAGACGGACUGUUUCCGACGCACCCGACGCGGACAGACGCGACGAACGACGACGAGAUGGCGCCGUCCCCCGUCUUUACUGCUGAGGAGCUCGUCGGAGCGGCCAAGGCAAUGAGGAUGGGUAAGGCGCCAGGACCGGACGGGGUACCGGCGGAGGUUCUUCGGCUGAUGGCAAGCCUGAGGCCGGAGAUACUUCUCGACCUUUACAACACAUGCCUCACGACAGGGACUUUCAGCGACCGGUGGAAGACGGCAAAGCUGGUCCUUAUCCCUAAUGGUAAGGGCGACCCCAGCGCACCGUCGGCCUACCGGCCGUUGAGCUUACUAGACACGACGGGGAAACUUUUUGAACUGCGACCACGACUAACGGACGCAAUACAAAAAGGAGGAGGACUGUCAGACCGACAGUUUGGCUUCCGGAGGGGUCGAUCGACGAUCGGAGCGAUCCAGGAGAUGGUCGACUCCUUCCGGGAGACAGACAGACACUGCCACGUAGCGCGACCUAUCGUGCUGCUGGCGACACUGGACGUCAGGAACGCCUUCAACUCGGCCAGGUGGGUGGACAUCCUGGAGUCGCUGAGAGGCGACUUCGGGGUCCCGCCUUACCUGCUCCGGGUUGUGGAAGACUACCUUCGGAACAGACGACUGACGUACGGAACGACCGAAGGUCAAGUGACGCGACAGAUCACCGCGGGGGUCGCCCAAGGAUCCAUACUGGGACCUGACUUUUGGAACGGGAUCUACGACAGCUUGCUGAGACUGGAGCUCCCGCUCAGCGUUCGCCUAGUCGCUUACGCUGACGACGUGGCGGCGGUGAUAGUCGAGCGCACUCCAGACUUGGCACAAUACGUACUAAAACAGACGAUGAGACGAGUCGGACGGUGGAUGACUGACCACAGACUGCAACUCGCGACGGAAAAGACAAAACUGGUGCUUCUCACCAGAAGAUGCAUACCGACCACACUACGCAUGACGGUCGGAACGGACAAGAUCGAGACCAGAGGGGAAGUCAAGUACCUGGGGGUGACCCUGGAUACGAAGAUGACCUUCUAG